CUCUAGGGUCACCAACUUCUAUCCAGCAAACCACACAUGCAGCAUGACAACUGGAAUGAUAACUGUAAGUCUUUUGGAAUCUAUCUCAGACAUACCCGCCUAGACCCCCAGAUUCACUAGAUAUUCGCCAGUCUCUUAUCGUGAAGCUAUUGAGAAUAGACCCACGUGAUUUCCCUGGUUUGAAACGCUUUGAUUGGCCCAAGCGCGCCGGUGUACGCCAUCAGUGUUGCCUCCGAUGUUGCACUUAUCAGUUCAGCAAUCAAUCAUGCCCCUGAGAAGGCGAUGUAGUAGGAUCUCAGCACUUUGCCAUUGAUAGACUUUUCCUUCAUCUUCUCAACCUAUAUACCAAAGUCAUAUACACGAACAGCAUUACAAGAAGACUUGUCAUAGCGCAGGAACUGAAUUAGGCAGACACCUGCUUGGUAAUCACUAUAGAUAACCAUCUACAGACGACGGAGAACAUCCGUUGAUCCUCAACCGAAGGAACUCACAACAUAUACAGAACAUAGAUAUUUACAAGGGACUAGCAAUCCUUUCUAUGAACUAUGGGCCCAAGUAACCACCAGGGGGACGAGAGCGGCAUUCCGCGGAAAGCCGACCACCUUUGUGUCUUGAUCCAUGGAUUCUGGGGCAACCCCUCUCAUAUGGACCACCUAGCAGCGUCACUGCGCCAGCGAUACAGUGAGGACCGCCUCCACGUUCUUGUCGCAGAGCGCAACAUCGGAAAUCUCACAUACGAUGGGAUCGAAGUCGGCGGCGAGCGGGUUGCUCACGAGAUCGAAGAAACGCUGGGUACAUUAGCCGACCAAGGAUGUCCUAUCCGGAAACUGAGUGUCGUCGGGUACUCAUUCGGAGGCCUGCUAGCCAGAUAUGCAAUAGGAUUGCUCGACGCACGAGGGUGGUUCGAUAAACUAGAGCCGGUCAACUUCACAACCUUCGUGUCGCCACAUGUUGGCGUGCGGAUUCCCCGACAGGGUGUCUGGGGCUAUAUCUGGAAUAACGUAGGGCCCCGGCAGGGGUCUAUAUCAGCGCAGCAGUUGUUCUUGGUUGAUUCUUUUGGGGACUCGGGGCGGCCGCUGCUUAGCAUUUUGGCGGAUCCGGAUAGUAUCUUCGUGUGGGCUCUGGCAAAGUUCAAGAACCGCAGUCUUUAUGGAAAUGUUGUCAAUGAUCGCACUACAAUCUUCUAUACAACCACGCUUUCGUUGGUGGAUCCUUUCCGUGAUCUGGGCGACGCGCAGGUUAAUUAUGUUAAGGGGUAUGAGCCUGUUGUAAUUGACCCAGAUAUGUACUUUCUGCCUUCAGCGGAGGUGAAAGAGUCUUUGCCAUUGGCUUCUCGUGUGUGGGAGCAAAUAACGAGAUUUUUCACCACGGCCUUGUUCUGGGUCUUUAUUGCUCUGUUCUUAUCCAUCGUCCUCCCGCUUUUCUUCUUGCACUCUAUCUCCCAGUGGUCCCACAGUCGAGAACGAGUCCGGCUACAUGAGGAAGGAGAGAGCGCAACGCUCUUCAGGCAAUACCGGUUGCCUCACGUCAUGGUAAAGCAAAUGCAAAGCGCCAUAGAAGAAGCAUACGAGGACGUCGGGUUCAGCCAGGACCCCGAAUAUCUCUCCACCACAAGCAACAGCAGCUCAGCAGAUUCAAUCAGGCGACGGAACUCCCCCAGUCUGAAAGCGAAAGAAGCUGCAGGGCACAAACCCAGCUCCAUCACCAUCCAAGAAGCUUCCCCGCCAACACCAGAGCAUGGUCAACCAAACAGCACCCGCGAAACAACUGCAGAUGAUGCCAUCAGCAAGAAGGGCCGAACAUAUCCCACCCUCGCCCUGACGCCAGCCCAGCUCUCCAUAAUCGAGUCGCUCAACUCCGUGGGAUUCCGCAAAUACCCGGUCUACAUCCACAACCAUCGACAUACCCAUGCAGCAAUCAUCGUGCGGGCCCCUAAGCCGGGCUUCGACGAAGGCAAGGUAGUCAUCAAGCAUUGGCUCGAUACAGAAUUCCAGAUCUAAACGGGGACCCAUCGAAAAUGCGGGGUGCGGAAAUAGUCGCAUGUUUGCAAAUCCCAUCGAGUCCUCGUAUAGGAAACAUCAGAAGAGGACACGGUUAGUAAUAAGCGUCCUGAAUGGAUCCGCCCCCGCUCCAACGAGCGCCGGUGCUUGUCCGGUCCUGGGCAUGAGGGGUCAGUGGUUC
Messenger RNA from Aspergillus pseudonomiae, 2181 nucleotides. Its product is annotated as lipase ROG1 family protein. Gene Ontology annotation, molecular function: monoacylglycerol lipase activity. Lineage: Eukaryota; Fungi; Ascomycota; Eurotiomycetes; Eurotiales; Aspergillaceae. The transcript has 2 exons. The coding region runs from base 546 to 2000 and encodes 484 amino acids. The record is from RefSeq and is a predicted model, not a curated record.